AUUUUACUUCAGUAAUUUAUUAUAAAAAACUCAUUAAUAGCCAACAUGUCCGGCAAAGGUGGCAGCGGUGGAUCAGUUGGUGGCAACGGAGGCAAAGGCGGCGGCGGGGGGGUUUCUCAUGGCAGUGGUGGAGGCGGUGGCGGUGGCAACUCUGGCAUGAUGAAAGCUCCCGGAGGUGGAGGAGCCUACAUAUCUAGACCUGGAUUUGAGAGUGAUCCCAAAGGCUACUUUUCUGGACUUCAUUCCAAUCCAAAGGGGAACCAUACAGAUCAAAUGCCAGGAAAAGGGGGUGGUGGAGGCGGCAAAGGAGGAGGCGGCGGCGGUGGUAAGGGAGGUGGAGGAAAAGGCGGUGGUGGUGGGGGCAAAGGAGGGGGUAAAAGUGGUGGUUCAGGAAAAGGAAGUGGGGGGGGAGGGUCAGGGAUGAUGAAGGCGCCGGGAGGAGAGGGAGCAUACAUUUCGAGGGGUGGGUUUGAAAGCAACCCUCAAGGGUAUUUUGCUGGACUGCAUGCUGCAGACAAGGCAUCCAAAUGACUAGCAAUCAGUUCUGGAACUCUGAAUUUGCCUUGUAAAAUAUAUAAGUACAUAUAUGGGGUUAGGUAGUCGCUUUGCUUCUUGUGCUAUAGCUAGUAAUGUUCGUUCUCCAUCUUUUGUGUUCAAACGCAGACGUUGUCUUUGCAAUCAAUGUUUUUUCUUAAUAAAACUUUGUUAAUUUCUGGCGUGAAAA
This is a messenger RNA of Sesamum indicum (sesame), 724 nucleotides long. RefSeq lists its product as uncharacterized. The record is from RefSeq and is a predicted model, not a curated record. NCBI's taxonomy places the organism in Eukaryota, Viridiplantae, Streptophyta, Magnoliopsida, Lamiales, Pedaliaceae.